AUGGGUUUUUUCCCACAUUCGAAAUGCAAGAAGAAGAAAAAAACGACGCAUAUAUUGUAUUUUCAAGAUUACCGAUUUCAAGUAAUGUCCACCGUCAAACUUUCAAAAGAGAAGAAGCAAAGUGGAUCAAAUAGGGGAUUCGAUCCUCGAGGACAACAACAACAACCUCCUCAUCUCAUACGACCCAAAACAAGUAUGGAUGAUGUUCGUGGGCCACUACAAGAAUACAGAGGAUCAAGAUAUUCCCCACCACCAGAAAGAAGGUUCGAAAUGAAUUUUCCACCACGAGAAAGACAAAAUCAAUAUUCAAAUGAUUAUGCUCCUCAAAGAGAAUACGCUCCGCCACGAGAAAGACAGAAUCAAUAUUCAAAUGAUUAUGCUCCUCAAAGAGAAUACGCUCCGCUACCAGCCAGACAACUCUAUCGUUCUCCUUCAUAUGAUCUUAACGACGGUAUGAACAAUAUAAAAAUCAAUCCAGUACGAAAAGAAAGGCCGCAGUAUAAUCCAGCCGCAAAUAGACGUUAUUAUUCAUCUGAAGGGGCAGUUGCAAGUGCCAGUCCACCGAUCAAUAUUUCAUUUAUGGUCAUGAAAGGACAAGCAAUUCAAGUACAAAUCAGGAGCAGUCCAAGCUUAGCAGAAUUUCGAAAAGUCGUUGAGGAGAAAAUCAGUACUGACGUCGAUGAUUACCGAUUUAUAAUUGAAAGCAAGCAACUUGAUUUGGUCGAUUCCUCUCGUUUCAAUAUGCAAAAAAGCUUGAUCCAAAAUGGCGUCACCAUCUUUGUUCUACAACGAAUGAAAGGUGGAUCGAGAAGUCAAAACACACAGUCGUACAUGGAAGUCGCCAAAAUCAUAGAUGAAAUCAAACAAUAUCUGCCACAGGAAUUAGAAAGAUCGAUGCAUAAAAAUGCGAUAUGCGUCGCUUGUCAAGAAACGAAAAAAUGUGCACAGUUAUGUUGUUGGCCGAUAUGUGCUGAAUGCUUCAUCACCUACUACAAAAGCACGAAUUUUAAUUUGAAAUGCACUGAUUGUCAUAAAUUAGUCCAACCAAGGCAAUUCUUCAAAUCCGAAUCGUUCUUAAGACUGAUCGACUGUCUUCAUCAAUCCCGAAAAAUGCUGGAGUAUAUAAAUUUUCAAAUUUGCCGUUGUGGUUCCCUGAUGUCGAAUGACACGAUGUAUUCCAAGCAGCAAUGCAACGCGUGUGGUAGAAACAUAUGCUUCUUCUGUAACAAAGAUUGGGAUUCAAAUACGAUGGACAAUGUGAAAUAUACAUGCCAUAAUAAUUGUGAUUACGAGACAAAGAUUACCUUCGAAUUACUUCCAUGCCUUGAAUUUGAUCCCAAUUUGAUGAUACCGAGUCGCCGCACGUGUCCAAAAUGUUUCUAUACAGGUGCAUUCGGCGGUCGGUGUAAAUAUCACAAUUGUUAUUCCUGUGGAUAUACAUUCUGUUUUAUUUGCCUGGAAUCAAAAGAUGAAUGCCAACAGAAAUUCAACAAGACGCGCAAUCAAGAAUUUCACAAGGUACAAUGUCGUGACAUAAAAGAACAGACCUACGAUAUGUUUCCACGAAUAGCUUAA
This is a messenger RNA of Adineta ricciae, 1575 nucleotides long. Lineage: Eukaryota; Metazoa; Rotifera; Eurotatoria; Adinetida; Adinetidae. The record is from the annotation of a GenBank genome assembly.